CGCGUUGGCCGAAGGGCGCGCGAUGACAGGUGUCGCGUCCCUACGGCGACCUGCGAUGGGGCGGCCGGCCUUGCUGCUGCUCGCGCUGUGCGCGGUGGGCGUCCGGGGGCUCUACUUCCACAUCGGCGAGACCGAGAAGCGCUGCUUCAUCGAGGAAAUCCCCGACGAGACCAUGGUCAUCGGGAACUACCGCACCCAGAUGUGGGAUAAGCAGAAGGAGGUCUUCCUGCCCUCCACCCCCGGCCUGGGCAUGCACGUGGAGGUGAAGGACCCCGAAGGCAAGGUGGUGCUGUCCCGGCAGUACGGCUCCGAGGGACGCUUCACCUUCACUUCCCACACCCCUGGUGACCAUCAGAUCUGCCUGCACUCCAACUCCACCAAGAUGGUGCUUUUCGCUGGCGGCAGGCUGCGUGUGCAUCUAGACAUCCAGGUCGGGGAGCAUGCCAACAACUACCCUGAGAUUGCCGCCAAGGACAAACUGACAGAGCUGCAGCUCCGAGCCCGCCAGCUGCUUGAUCAGGUGGAACAGAUCCAGAAGGAGCAGGACUACCAAAGGUAUCGUGAAGAGCGCUUUCGUCUGACCAGUGAGAGCACCAACCAGAGGGUCCUGUGGUGGUCCAUCACUCAGACUGUCAUUCUCAUCCUCACUGGCAUCUGGCAAAUGCGUCACCUCAAGAGCUUCUUUGAGGCCAAGAAGCUAGUGUAGUGUCCUCUCUGUAUGAAAUUCCCUCUCACCUCAGUUAUUUGGUACUUUCCCCACAGAAUACCUUAUCCACCUAGCUUGUGAGGGGAAAAAAAAUGAAAAAAAGAGUAUAAACCACAUUGGUUCCCUGGCAAUAGAGCAUCCCGAUCAGCCACUUGUAAACACUGGUUCUCAAGGACACAGGACAUUGGUCCAAGCUUUCAAAGAUGUCUUGGGGUUUGUGCAGUCAGAACUGACCCAGGACUAAGUCUUGCUUCUUUCACCUCCAGUGAGUCCCCUCCAUCCUCUCACAAAAUGAGCAAAUGACGUCUUUCCUGUAACUUCUGUCUACUGGUGCCGUAGGAGAAGGAAAUGCCCUGCCAAGGAGGUCCCGCCUCCCUGCUCCCAUCAGUCCUGGGUUCACUCAGUGGCUUCGUGAAUGUAAAUAAGGGACGGAGGCCCUAGGGGAUUGAAAUGUUUUUCUAUAUAUUAGAACUAUUUUUUGAUAAAUUAUAUAUUUUCUUUGCUAGUUGAAGUGUUACUGCCUGUGUGUGACUAGCUGACAAUGCCAAUGCAGCCCUCUAUGCAUUCUGUUUACCCACACAUUUUUGAUAACUACUGUGGCAGCUCUCAGGUUUUCAGCCGUGUGUGGGCCAGAAAGCAGAUGUCCCAGCUGCUAUCGAGGCUGUAUCAAUAGAGGGCCAAGCAGAGAGUCCUCUGGGACACUUGAGAUUUCAUCAAACAGCUCCCCAAGGCAGGAUACUCUUCCCCUCCCUCUUCCCCUGAUCUUUAUUUAAGCUAUAGUAAAUGUUUUCAUGGACCAGGUUUGGUUCUUUAUACAGAUUUUUUCCAGUGAAAUAAAAUGUGUUGUACUAGCUGUGUUUGAAAUGAAAUCAGAGGUUGUGGGGAGUCGAGGCACAUGGACAUGAAGGAAAGACGACCUCUGCAGCUGACCUGCAGUAUGUGGGCUUAUGGUGCUAGGGUGUGGCCUGACCACAGUCUUAGGAUGUGGGUGACGAGUGGUUGCUCAGCCAUUCAGAGGUCAACCAAGUAGACGCAUCAGCAAGGGAUCGUGGGAGGGGGCUAAGGCCCCAGAUCAUAAGUUUAAGCAGAUCUCACUACACUUCCCUCAUGCUGUCUGCUGUAGGAAACAGUGCCAUUAGUUGCCCUUUCUUGACAUUUUACUUCAUGGUUUUAUCUGAUCUACAGAACUAAAUUCUCCCCUUCAUAUUUCUCUCUUUAUGUCUGAUACUAUUCCAUAUAUGUAGCUAUUUUUACUUGUAAAAAUAUAUGCAAUUUAGAUUUAUGGGCAUUGUCAUUUAA
Miniopterus natalensis is the source of this 2005-nucleotide messenger RNA. RefSeq names its product transmembrane p24 trafficking protein 4 (gene TMED4). The record is from RefSeq and is a predicted model, not a curated record. NCBI's taxonomy places the organism in Eukaryota, Metazoa, Chordata, Mammalia, Chiroptera, Miniopteridae.